Molecule: messenger RNA, 1694 nt
Organism: Effrenium voratum
Lineage: Eukaryota; Dinophyceae; Suessiales; Symbiodiniaceae
Source: the annotation of a GenBank genome assembly
GCAGGUGCUGUUUGGACGUUGGAACCGCACUUCCGUCUUGCUCCAUGUCUGAAGUGUACAUUAAGGAGCCUGCCACAAAGGGCAAGGCCGUCCUGCAGACAACUCAUGGUGACUUGGAGAUCGAAAUUUGGGCCACAGAGACCCCAAAGGCCUGCAGAAACUUCUGCCAGCUCAUCUUGGAAGGGUACUACAAUGGCACUGCCUUCCAUAGAGUGAUCCGGGACUUUCUCAUUCAGGGAGGAGACGGCACCGGCACCGGCGAUGGCUGUGAGUCCAUCUACGGGAAUCCAUUUCCUGAUGAGAUACAUCCACGGUUGAAGUUCAGGUACCGCGGAAUGCUGGGUGUUGCUAGUGCUGGUCGUGGGACAAAGACCAAUGGUAGCCAGUUCUUCAUUGCCAUGGGGCGGCUGCCUUCCCUGGAUGGCAAGCACACGCUGUUUGGCAAGGUGGUCGGCCAAACAAUCUACAACCUCGUCCGGCUAAACGAAGUGGAGGUAGAUAAGUUCGACGUUCCGGUGGAUCCUCCAAGGAUAGUGCGAGCAGAGCUGGUUUGGGAUCCAUUUGGAGAUUUGGAGCCGCGGUACAAGGUUGGAGUGCCGAAGAAGAUCAAAGAAAAGGAGGAGCACAGGCGUGCGCCGGUGCACAAGAAGAAUGUCCUUUCCUUUGGCGGUGGCAGUGAUGAAGAGGAUGAGGAGGACGACGACAAGAAGCCGCAAGGCAAUCUGAAAGUCAAGAGUGCGCAUGAUGUCCUUAAUGACCCGCGGCUCUUGAAAGAUGUGGCCUACCCAGAAGAGGUAGCGGAGAAGAAGCGGCUCAGAGAGGGCAGCAAGCGUGACGAGGAUGCCAAGGCAUCCAAGAGGCCAACGCCUGCGACACGAGUAGCAGGCAAAGUACAGAAGCCCAGAAAGGAGAGCGAGAGCGAGGAAGAGGCGGACUUCGGUGGUUCAGACUCCGAUGAAGUCCAACCUGAGAAGGCUCCAAAGAGAGACAAGGAAGCCCAGAGACAGGAGACCAUUCUGAAGUUGAAGAAGGAGAUCGUUGGUUUGGCCAAUGGCUUGCCAGCUCCAGAACCGCGGAAGCAGACAGGCUCUGCCCUAGAGGCCAUGCGAAGAGGCUUUAGGACACGCGCAGAGACACGGGUCGAACCCAAAGGGAAGGAGGCCAGGAGGAUUCAAGCAGAGGCGGUGGUGGAGGGCUUGAAGCAAUACCAGGAUCGCCUCCGCACGCUCCUUCCUGAUGAGCCAGCGGAGGAAGACAAGGAGGCUGAGCCUGCCACCCUGGCAUCCUACUGGGAAGACGGAAAUGAAGAAGAAGACAAGGACUGGCUGGCCACCUCUGGGCUCAAGUUCCACACCUCCGGCGACAAAGCCUUCCAGAUUGCCGCGCAGAAGAAGGCGCGUGACUCUUUGGAGAUCUUCGAUCCAAUCGCUGCCACAGGCAACAUAGAGGCCUUGCAGGCAGCGCGAAAGCGCAGAAACGACAAGGUUGUGCCUUCCAUGAGACGCCAGAACCCAAUUGAAAAGUGGUAGUCUUUGCCAGCUUGCUUGCUGAGCCCAUUUGUGGCGCUAGCCAAUCCCGUGAGCAGCAAAACAACUGAAAGGCUGCAUGCUUUGCGUCAUUGGGAGUCCGGGAGGGUAGCACCGUAGCACCUCUCCAGAAGCAGUUUAAGGUAAGCUCUGUCAAGCAGGUGCGGA